Penicillium brevicompactum is the source of this 1086-nucleotide messenger RNA. RefSeq names its product cytochrome P450 monooxygenase. The record is from RefSeq and is a predicted model, not a curated record. The coding region runs from base 1 to 1086 and encodes 361 amino acids. Lineage: Eukaryota; Fungi; Ascomycota; Eurotiomycetes; Eurotiales; Aspergillaceae. Gene Ontology annotation, molecular function: iron ion binding; monooxygenase activity; oxidoreductase activity, acting on paired donors, with incorporation or reduction of molecular oxygen. The transcript is spliced from 2 exons.
AUGGUCCAAAAUCCAGGUGAUCAGACAUUGAACGGACUCCGCGUCAUUGCCAAAAACGUGAUUGGUAAAGCGGGAUAUGAUGCCAACAUGCCAUGGACAACGACUGAGCAUCACACACCCGGUAGUUUGGGUGGAGAAACGGGAGCUUAUUUCCAAACCAUCUCCUUGGUCGCCGAUCACAUUCUUCCGGCGGCAUUGUUGCCAUCUUGGUUCAUGAAGUUGCCAAUCAUGCCAUCUUCGCUGCAAACACUUGGCGUUCAGAUGGACAAGAUUCCACAAUACAUCAAAUCAAUGCUCAAAGGAGAACGAGAAUCUGCCUCCAAAAAGCCCCGAGAUAACUUCUUGAGCAUGCUUGUCCGCCUCUCAGAUCAAGAAGCGAAGUCCUCCGGGAGUUUCUUGACCGAAGAGGAGAUCAGUGGAAACCUCUUUACUUUCACUGCUGCUGGAUUUGAUUCCACUGCCAACACAAUGGGAUAUGCCGUGACACUGUUAGCUGCAUAUCCAGAAUGGCAAGAGUGGAUUCGCGAGGAGCUUAGUAGCAUCGAUGCGGACUUGACGAGAUGGACAUAUGAAAGCAUUUUUUCCAAGUGUCCGCGUAUACUUUCUGUGAUGCAUGAAACGCUCCGUCACUUCCCACCGGUACUCCAUUCAACACGUUGCGUCGCUCAGACGCAGGAGGUUGCUGACGAAAACGGUACCCACGUUCUUCCAGCGUCGAUGGAAGUGUUUGUCUCCCACCAGUGUAUCCACAGAGACCCCUCCAUAUGGGGCGAUGAUUGCAGGGAAUUUAGACCAUCCCGGUGGAUCGACAGUGCUGGUCAGAUCAUUACUCCGGCGAAGGGCACAUUUUUACCCUGGUCUGCUGGUCCGAGGAUCUGCCCCGGUGUGAAAAUGGCUCAGGUGGAAUUUGUUGCGACUCUUGCGACUCUGUUCCGAUCUGCGCGGUGCGAGCCCCUGCCUAGCGAUUCUCAGGAUCCGGAGACAUUGAGGCAGAAUCUUCGGGACGUUGUGGCAGACUCCAUCGUAAAGUUGACGGUCCAAGUUCGGGAUCCCAGGAAAGUAAAGCUGCGAUGGAUCCCGGAGUGA